Messenger RNA from Arachis stenosperma, 1091 nucleotides. RefSeq names its product probable WRKY transcription factor 13. The coding region runs from base 203 to 829 and encodes 208 amino acids. NCBI's taxonomy places the organism in Eukaryota, Viridiplantae, Streptophyta, Magnoliopsida, Fabales, Fabaceae. The record is from RefSeq and is a predicted model, not a curated record. Gene Ontology annotation, biological process: regulation of DNA-templated transcription. Gene Ontology annotation, molecular function: DNA-binding transcription factor activity; sequence-specific DNA binding. The transcript is spliced from 3 exons.
UGUUUAUUUGACAAGGGAAAAUGUAAAUUAAAGAAAGAGAGAAAUAAGGAAGAUAUGGUUGUGGAAAGUAAGAAAGAGGUCCUAGAAAUGAUAAGGGAAAGUUGGUUGAGGAAGCUAAGGUUAUAAGGAGUAGUGAGAAAUAGUUUUCCAUAUUGAAGGUGUGGUGGUGUAAGGAGUAGUGAGAAGAUCAUCAUCUGUAGCCAUGUUUGAAGAGCAGGUGAUGAUUGAUGAGAUCCCUCCUCCUCUCCAAUUCGGAUGCCUUGAAUCUUUGAACAAUAAUAACAAUAAUAAAGCUUUCCUGGGUGCCAUAGCUUCUCCACCACCAGAUCUCGUCACUUCUUCUUGUUUGGGAGCAGCACACCAACUCCUUUCACUCAACAGAUCCACUGCAAAUAAUUCAUGGGCAUGGGGUCAGGUAACAGCAGAAGAUUGUGUGAUGAUGAUGAGGGUGGGUAACAAAAGAGGAGGAGAUGUUCAUAGCCAUGUAGGGUUAGGGAUUGCAGCGAUGAAGAUGAAAAUGAAGAAGACGAAAGUGAGAAGGAAGGUGAGGGAGCCUAGGUUUUGCUUCAAGACCAUGAGUGAUGUCGAUGUUCUCGACGACGGUUACAAAUGGAGAAAGUACGGCCAGAAAGUCGUCAAGAACACACAACACCCCAGAAGCUACUACCGUUGCACAGAAGAAAAGUGUAGAGUGAAGAAACGAGUGGAGCGCUUAGCAGAGGAUCCAAGGAUGGUUAUAACAACGUAUGAAGGAAGACAUGUUCAUUCUCCCUCCAACGACCUCCAAGCAUCCGAAACUACUUCUCAACUAACCGAUUUCCUAUGGUAGUAGUUGUCACCAGAUCCAACAUCAUGUCAUCAUAUUUUACAUCUUUAUGUAUGUACAUCAGCAUGUACUAUAUAUAAUAUUCUAGUACGUGUAUCUACAAAUGAUGAUGCAUCACCAGCCACUUGCAAAAGCCACGCCUUAAAUUAAUUGUGGCUGUACCUUUUUAGUUCUUUUUAAGUUUCAAGUACCCCAUCAUGAAUGCAUUAUGUUAUACUGAGAAUUGGUGUAAUCUUAUAAACUCUAACAAACCAGCAAUAUUCUU